GGGGAGUACAGUGAAAAUAUCUUAGGAAAUUGAGUUUAUCCGGUUUGUUCAGAAACCGACGCUUUACCUUUUUUUUUUUUUCGUCUCUCUCAUUUUUUUUUUAUUUCCUUUCUUUCUUUCUUUUUAUUUGUUAUCCCCAAAGAAAAUGUCAACAAUCAAUGAUAACGAUACAAAAACUAAUGAAGGAAAAGCUCAACAUUCUGCUACACCUAAAUUGAUGCUUCGUACUUAUCGACCUACAGAUUAUGAAGCAGUGCGUGCCCUUUAUACUUCUACGUUAUUCGCUCUUGUGCCGGAAGGAGUACGACGCAAGUUGUGGAGUGCAUCGACGUGGAUCAUCUGGUUUUUGGGUUAUUCUAUACUUCUCACGGUAGUGCCCAAUUAUUUAGUCAAGAUGGUAUUUCCUGGAGUGGACAUUGAAACAAGUUAUUGGAUCAAACUACUCAAGUUGGUGUUAACUUUUGUCUGGGCCAUGGUUGGUUUUAGUGCCAUGUUUAUUAUCACAGAACGAUUUGAAAUCACAGAUAAAGUAGAACAAGCAUUGGCCAAUGAUCUCAAUGAUCCUGAUUCGGUAUAUCUUCACUAUGAACAAGAUGAUAAUGCCAAGGUGCGUCGACGAAAAGUUUCUACUGAAUUGGAUGAAGUGAUGCCAGGUCAUUUUUGGGUUUUAUUAGCCAAUGAAGAAGUAUGUGGUAUGGUAGGUCUUGCUCCUGCAUCCGAUCAUCCAUUACUUGAUCAACGUCCUCAUAUUCUUCCCAUAUGGAAACAAGUCAUCAAGUCCCUUCAUUUACCUAUUCCUUUUUCUUCUUCUUCUUCUUCUGUGGAUCGACCUGUCAUCAUUCCUGCUCAACCUCAACAUACUGCUACUAUUGCUCGAUGGGCCAUUGCUAAUGAUUAUCAACAAUGUGGAUUAUCUUCUCUUUUGAUUCAUCGUGUCAUGACAUGGGCUCAAGAAAAUGAAUUGACUGAUAUCUAUGCUAUUACAAAUGAAGUACAAAUGGCUGCUGAACAAAUCUUACAGAAACGUCAUGGAUUCCAAUUGGUCAAAAAGAAUAAAAUUGGUUGGUUUGGUCGUUAUGAAUGUAUUUGGAAAUGUCAUGUAGAUGAUUGGGUGGAACAAAAUAAGAAUCAUGUCAAUUCCAAAUUCAAGCCUACUAAUCGUACUAGUUAGUUUUAAUUUAUUUAUUUACUUAUAUUAUUUUAUAUCAUCUAGUGUUUAAUAAAGAAGAAUAGUGUAUGUU
Molecule: messenger RNA, 1241 nt
Organism: Halteromyces radiatus
Lineage: Eukaryota; Fungi; Mucoromycota; Mucoromycetes; Mucorales; Cunninghamellaceae
Exons: 1
Coding region: 146-1171 (341 amino acids)
Molecular function (GO): N-acetyltransferase activity
Source: RefSeq, a predicted model, not a curated record